Messenger RNA from Anopheles moucheti, 1892 nucleotides. Its product is annotated as alpha-tocopherol transfer protein-like. The transcript has 5 exons. Bases 290 to 1231 code for a protein of 313 amino acids. Gene Ontology annotation, molecular function: phosphatidylinositol bisphosphate binding. Lineage: Eukaryota; Metazoa; Arthropoda; Insecta; Diptera; Culicidae. Gene Ontology annotation, cellular component: membrane. The record is from RefSeq and is a predicted model, not a curated record.
CGGGCAGCUUCAGUUGCAAUCUCCUACUCUGACCAUCCACUAGUUUGCCCAUCCGUGUUCUAGCUUUCGCGGACGCACCCUGAAACGGUAUCGCAACGACCAACGACCCCGCGUGCGAUCGACCUAAGCCGAACCGAGCGGCACGUGUGAUUGUGAGGUUUGCCGAAACCAGCCCGGGCACACCUUUAAGUGCAAGUGUUAAACAAAAACGAAAACAACCAAAAAAUAUCCCCACCAGUGUUCACUUGAUCAUAAACCCCGGCAGAAACGAUACGACGGGGUUCCGACGAUGCUGUCCGACGUAGAAGAGCUGCCCUCGGUGCAGCUGGGCGACUAUGUGCUACGGUUUGAGCUGGAAGAUCUGACACCGUUCGGCAAGGAAGUGGCUAAGAACGAGCUACGCGAAACGCCCGAAAUUCGCACCGCUGCCAUCGAGGAGCUGCGCACAUUGCUCAAAGAUGUUGAAGAUUUGGUGGUGCCGCUAGACAACGAUGACUGGAUGAUCCGAUUCCUUCGUCCGUGCAAGUUCUACGCAAAGAGCGCCUGCGAGCUGAUUCAACGGUACUAUCAGUUCAAAAUAAAACACUUCGACAUGUACAACGAACUGAUGCCUUCCAAGGAGGCUAACAUCUUCAAGCAGAACAUCCUGGCCGUGUUUCCGAAUCGUGAUCAGCUCGGACGACGUGUACUCCUGCUGGAACUGGGCAAAACCUGGAAGCACAAGGAGGUUACGCUUGACGAAGUCUUCAAGGGAUGCGUACUGUUCUUGGAGGCGGCCAUGUUAGAACCGGAAACUCAAGUUCACGGCGCGGUUGUGAUCUUCGACAUGGAUGGACUAACCCUACAACAAGCGUGGCAGUUUACACCACCGUUCGCCAAACGUAUUGUGGACUGGCUUCAGGAUGCAGUACCGCUGCGUAUCAAGGGUAUCCACAUCAUUAAUCAGCCAAAGAUUUUCAACAUGGUGUUCGCAUUGUUCAAGCCGAUCCUGCGCGAGAAGUUGCGCAGUCGUAUCAUCUUUCACGGUACCGAUCGUGAGUCGCUGUACAAGCACAUCUCCAAGGAGUGUCUACCAGCCGUCUACGGUGGUACGGUAGAUGCGCCACGUGUACAGGGCGAACAGUGGUAUGAACUGUUGCUCAAGUGCGACAACGAGUACAAGGAGAUCAACAACUACGGUUACACCAAACAGCUGGAGGAACAACGCAAUAAGAAGAACAAGAAAAAAUGAUGAUAUACACCCCCAGGAGAUGAUACGAUCGCUGGUAUACCGACAUGCGAAAGGUGAAAGAUGCAAAUGAGUAGACUUACAUCUUGAACAUGGUCGGUCUGGUCAGAAGGCGCCAGCAUGCGCCAUGUGAUGCUUAUAUAUUCCAUUAAUAACUACAAAGAUCUAUCACCAAACACUUAAGCUCCACUACUAAGGAACGAUUCUGACCCGAUUCCCCGAUAGGAUUUAGUCUACGCCAACAAACAUUACGCCAUGGUUUCGGGACUCACAAAAAGCGCAAGAAGCACGCACAUACUACACACCGGAAGCACACGAAAAAAAAAACACUCAGUUAGCUCAGCUAGCAUCCUUUUACUAGUUAGAACGUUGGGUACAAACACCAAAGCUGGCAUUGCAAGCCAUCUCACCGACGCGAUGGUAAACAAAAUUAACUAAACAAGGUGUGAUAAUGAUUUUCAUUCUAAAAACACAAGCGUGAUAGCUGCUACUUUGUAACGGCAGAGAUUUGUCCGUUUGCUUGUACAGUCCUUUCCCAGCUUCAUUCUCUCUUUCGAAUGGUUGAAUAGACUGUUGUGAAGUAAGUAAACUUAGGAUAAAUUAUCUUCUUUUUAACAUAUCUGUAAGUAUUGCGGGUAGAGAAGUUGAACAAAUAAAAGUUAUG